Molecule: messenger RNA, 1846 nt
Organism: Enhydra lutris kenyoni (northern sea otter)
Lineage: Eukaryota; Metazoa; Chordata; Mammalia; Carnivora; Mustelidae
Product: melanoma antigen preferentially expressed in tumors-like
Exons: 5
Coding region: 61-1539 (492 amino acids)
Biological process (GO): negative regulation of cell differentiation; negative regulation of apoptotic process; positive regulation of cell population proliferation
Cellular component (GO): cytoplasm
Source: RefSeq, a predicted model, not a curated record
GUUCUCCAGGGCAUAGGAAAGGUAUACCUCCAGGAUUCUUUUCGGAGCAGAUUUAUUAGGAUGAGCAUGCCAGCCCCACCCAGACUUCUGGACCUGGCAGGACAGAGCCUGCUGAGGGACCAGGCCUCAGCCAUUGCCGCUCUGGAAGUGCUGCCUAUGGAGCUCUUCCCACCACUGUUCACGGCGGCCUUUGCUGGGAGGUACAGCGAGAUCCUGAAGGUGAUGGUGCAGGCCUGGCCUUUUGCCUGCCUCCCUUUGGGGGCCUUGAUGAAGGAGCAGCAGCCCCACCAGGAGACCUUCCAAGCUGCACUCGAUGGCCUUGAUGUCCUGCUUGCCCAGGAGGUUCGCCCCAGGAGGUGGAAACUGCAGGUACUAGAUUUACGGAAGAAUGCUCAUCAGGACUUCUGGACCGUGUGGUCUGGGACGAGGGCCAGUAUGUAUUCCCUGUUGGAGCCAGAGGUGGCCCAGCCCAUGAAGAAGAAGCUAAAAGUGGAUGGUUGCAAGCCAGGGCCCAAGCCACCCUUGGCUCCUGUGGAGGUGCUGAUAGACCUUUGCCUCAAGGAAGGUACCCCUGAUGAGUCCCUCGCCUACCUCAUCCAGAAAGUCCAGCAGAGGAAGGGUCUGCUGCACCUGUGCUGUAAGAAGCUGAAGAUUUUCGCAAUGCCCAUACAGAACAUCAAGAAGAUCCUGAAAAUUGUACAGCUGGACUCGAUCCAGGAUUUGGAAGUGAAUUGCACCUGGAAACUGUCCACACUGGGGAAGUUUGCUCCUCAUCUGGGUCAGAUGGGCAGUUUGCGCAGGCUCCUCCUCUCGCACAUCCACAUGUCUUCCCACACCACCCCGGCAAAGGAGGAGCACUGUGUCAACCAAUUCACUGCUCAGUUCCUCAGGCUGCACCACCUUGAGGAGCUCUAUUUGGACUCUAUCUCCUUCCUGGAAGACCGUCUGGACCAGGUGCUCAGCUGCCUGAAGACCCCCCUAGAGACCCUGUCAAUAACGAAUUGCCUGCUUUCAGAAUCUGACUUGACACAUCUGUCGCAGCACCUGAACGUCAGUCAGCUUAAGGACCUGGGUCUCAGUGGGGUCAACCUGACCAAUAUGAGUCCUGCACCUCUCCAAGUUCUGAUAGAGAGAGCCUCCGCCACCCUCCAGGACCUGGACUUAGAUGAGUGUGGGAUCAUGGACUCCCAGUUCACUGUCAUCCUACCUGCUCUGGGCCGCUGCUCCCAGCUCACAACCUUCAGCUUCUGUGGAAACCCCAUCUCCAUGGCCGUCCUAGAGAACCUGCUGCGCCACACCAUCGGGCUGAGCAAGCUGAGUCAUGUGCUGUAUCCAGCCCCCUUGGAGAGUUACGAGGAUGUCCGUGGCACCCUUCACCUGGGCAGACUUGCCCAGCUGCACGCCAGGUUGAAGCAAAUGCUGCAGGAGUUGGGGCGGCCAGGCAUGGUCUGGUUUAGUGCCAACCCCUGUCCUCACUGUGGUGACAGGACCUUCUAUGACCCAGAGCCCAUUCUGUGCCCCUGUUAUAUGCCUGCCUAGCUGGAUAUACACAUAUCAUAGGCUUUAUUCUGGGCACAGAAGCCCAGGGUAAGUGUAUCUUAAAGGAGCAUGGAAGCCACAGUUUCAGAAAAUCUGCCCCAUGUGAGCAGGAAAAGGAAAGGUGAUUCAGCAGGUGGGGGGGGAUGUUGACUUGGGAGUUAAUAGGAUCUUUGGAGAGAUGCAUCUUCUAGCAUUAGAAAUAUGAAUCUGAAUUUCUAGAGGGAGAUUCGGGUUUGGGCAAUAGAUGUGGGAGUUACCCCUGCCUGCAUGGUUGUAAAGACAUGGUCAGAAAUAAAGAGAACCUCAG